Molecule: messenger RNA, 1229 nt
Organism: Moneuplotes crassus
Lineage: Eukaryota; Ciliophora; Spirotrichea; Euplotida; Euplotidae
Source: the annotation of a GenBank genome assembly
AUGGAGUUUAUAAAGAGCUUUAUGCACUGAUGCGGUGAAAAGCAGAGAAGUAGAAAUAUCCACCACACUUAUGAAAAUGGACUGAAGCAAAAGCUAAGAUCUGCUGUUGAUGGUGUAUCCAGUAUUAAUAGCGAAUAACACAAUCAUUGAAGGUCAAUCAAAAUAUGAGCCAAAUGCUAUCAAAAAUAAUUUGGAGGAGAUAUACAAGCUUAUCGAUAAAAGUGAUAUUAUUGAUAGAGAAGAGACUAAAGAGAGCUAUACAAAGCAAACCUCCCUUAUUCCUUCACAUAGGGAUACUAUUUCAUAUAGUAGGAAUAGCUCUACGCUUGCUCCUCAGGAACCUAUUGAACGUAUGUCUUUUCAGCCACUUAUGCAAGGCAAAAAUAAUCUUACUAUGAGGAGUCUUUUUAGUACAAACUUACUAGAUAGAUAUCCAGAGGUAUUCAAUCAGGAGAACCUGAAUUCAAAGUUUUCAGACGUCUAUGAUAUCCCAAAUUUUCUCAAAAAUGAAUAUGAGCAAGGAAUCAAAAUCAAUAAAGAAUAUAUCCUAGAUCUUGUAGAGAAGCUGCAAGACACUGAUGAGGAUGAACAAUGGGAAAUAUUCGAGAAGGAUCAAGACAAUUGCACCUGUUGGCUAUCAAAAAGCGGCUCUCAUCUUACUAGCAAGCUUCCUCUACUCCAUUGAGAACUAAAUUUCCCGAAGAAAAUAGAAAUUGAAAAAGUUCUUAAAUCUGUUAUGGAUGUAGAUUCCAGGUUGCAAUGGGAUACUGAAAUCACCAAAAUGUACUCUAACCAAAUAUUCCAGGACUCUAGUAUAGUAUACACAAAGUAUAAGAAUUAUAAGCUAUUGGGUGAAAUGGAUUCCGUUGAUAAGCAACUAUUCUUUGAAGCUGAAUCUGAGUCUGGUGCUCCAAUAUCUGUAUUAUACUCAAGUUUUCUACCAAAUAAAAUAAUCCCAAAAGUGCGAGGUCAUAAUAGACUUAAAAUAAUCUUCUCAGUGACAAUAUUUGAGAAGUUAGAAGAUGGAUCUACUUGAAUGCAAAAUUAUUGCCAAUUUGAUGCUGGGCCAAGGCUCAGACUUCAAUAUUGAAGCCCAAUGAUUCUUGAAUUUUUAAUGAAGAAACCUAGGAACUGGGGGAAUAGGUUAAAGAAGUUCUGAUCCAAAGAGUCUUCCAAGAGACGAGUGUUUAAAAAGAAGAAAACGAAAAUACCUAAUUUUUUAUAACUAU